AUGUCACUAAUUCUUGGGUUAAAUGAUGACAUGUACAGAGUAAUAUUUAGUUUUUUAGAAAUUGAUUUCAUUCAAGAAUGCAUGCGUCUUGUACAUACAUCAUUUAAUAUUCUCAUCAUUGAAGAUGAAACAAUACAACAACAAUAUUUAUUGAAGAAAGUUCACAAGAUGAGCCAAGAUCCCGACAAGACACAAUCAAAUGUUCACUAUAGAACUCCACUAUAUAAUAGGUACCAGAUGGAGUCCUUCUAUUCUCCCUAUUUUAGAGUGGAAAAAGAUUAUCACCAAGCAUUUCAAAGAUUAAAGAGAGAAUUUCAUAGGAAAAUGGAGGAAACUGAGGAGCAGAGAAGAAGUUUGGCAUCAAAUCGUUAUUUAACAAAGAAGGAUAUUUAUCAUCACUAUGAGGAGAUUAAAUCAACUGUUAAUGAAACUCACUUUGAACUAUUGAGGGAAAAUAUUAGCAAAGAGGAUAAUGAUGGAAAGCCAGUUCUAAAGUUGAUAAUUAAUGGAGAUGGAGGAGCAGGGAAAACAUCUCUGCUUCAAUAUUUGGGAUAUGGACAAAUGUUUGAAUAUUUCACUGCCCUUGACGCUUGCAUUUCUUACUCUAUUAAAUCGAAUAACUCUGAAAAACAAGAGGUUAUUAGGCAGGAAGAUAUUGUAAUGCUUAGUAGUUUUGAAAAUAUUCAGUAUAAAUGGAUUCCAGAAAUUAAGCAUCACAUGCCAGACACUCCAAUAAUGUUAAUGGGUUGUAAAAUUGAUUUAAGGAAAAAUCCUCUAUCCUUAAAACAAAUGAAAUUCAGAAAUUUCUCCAAACCUAUCAGUUUUGAAGAAGGAGAAUUAAUGGCUCGUUCUUCUGGAUGCUGUACCUAUGUUGAAUCCUCUGCACUCACUGGAGAAGGAAACAUGACUGACUUUGCAGAAAUUGCUUUCAAAACUCUGAUUUAUUAUAGAAAUAAAUCAUUGUUAUUUCCUGGAAGAGAGAAGAAAUGCGAAUUGAUGUAA
Naegleria gruberi is the source of this 1002-nucleotide messenger RNA. RefSeq names its product rho family small GTPase. Gene Ontology annotation, biological process: small GTPase-mediated signal transduction. Bases 1 to 1002 code for a protein of 333 amino acids. Lineage: Eukaryota; Heterolobosea; Eutetramitea; Acrasida; Naegleriidae. Gene Ontology annotation, molecular function: GTP binding; GTPase activity. The transcript is spliced from 4 exons. The record is from RefSeq and is a predicted model, not a curated record.